This is a messenger RNA of Raphanus sativus (radish), 4244 nucleotides long. RefSeq lists its product as uncharacterized. The coding region runs from base 281 to 3895 and encodes 1204 amino acids. NCBI's taxonomy places the organism in Eukaryota, Viridiplantae, Streptophyta, Magnoliopsida, Brassicales, Brassicaceae. The record is from RefSeq and is a predicted model, not a curated record. The transcript is spliced from 15 exons.
CGCCGAUGCAACUAACUAAACAAAACAAAGGCCUUGGUUCCGCUAUGAUCCCGUCCUCUCAUGGCCGUUGCACGAACGUUGCUUAAUUUCGAUUUUUCGAGCUCUUUAUUACAUACUCUUCGAAACAAUCUAAUCCUCAACACCUCUGCUUUUUGAUUCUGAGGUGCACUUUAAGUUAAUUAUUUGAGAGCUGAGAAUAAUUAGGCAUUUAUGUCCUACAGCUUGUCAUACUCCACUGUGUAUUUUUAGUUCUACAUAACAAUUUUCGAGAGCUGAGGGAAUGUCAGCACCUGGGAAGUUUGAUUUUUCUUCCGGUGCUGCGCCUCUAUACAGAUCUAACUUUGCCCCACAGAUGGAAAGAUCAAGUAGCUUUCGUGAACUUCCUGUCCCAUCGUCUCAUCCAAACAUGUUGAGGGGUGCUUCACCACCAACACAAACAGAUGUAACAAACUUCUUUCAGUGUUUGCGUUUUGAUCCUAAGGUGGUUGCCGCCGACCACAAGUCUAUUCGUCAAGGUGACUUUAAGCGGCAUGUUAAUAUUGCUCUUGGAAUACAAGGAGAUGAGUCUCCUAGCACAGCAUUCAAAGGGAAGUUUAUUCCAGAAGAGAUCAAAAGACUAAAGGCUGGUCUGCGCGAAAACAACGUCAAGGCCAGGGAGCGCGUAAAAAUUUUCAACGAAGCUUCUUCUGUAUUUAACAAGUGGUUCCCAAGUGGGCCUACAAAGAAGAGAUCUCGACCAGAAGGGUUUUCUGGUGGUGAUCGCUUGGUCUCAGGAUCAGGAUCAGGCCUAGGUAAUAUGGGCAUUCAAGAUCAGACCCUGGCUGGUGGUUUUGAGCUUGACCAGCAAAAGUUAGAUGAGCGACCUAAAAGCGCUGUCCCAAAUAAGCGAACACGUACUUCCAUGAUGGAUGUUCGAAGCAAUUCCAUUGUUCGACAGUCAGCUGCUGUAGACAGAGAUAAAGAAAUAACGCGGCUGGCUAAUCAUAAUGCACUUCAGGGUGAAGAUCGAACCUCACUUGGUAUUGAUGGUUGGGAAAAGUCAAAGAUGAAGAAAAAACGCUCCGGUAUUAAAACCGACUGUCCUCCGAACCUGAGUUCAAGUAAAGUAGUUGAUGGUUAUCGAGACUUGAACCAGGCCACACAACAGAAGUCAAUGGGUGACACCCGGCCGAGAUUGAAUGGUGACUCGAACAUGUUAAGGCAAGCGGCUGGUAAUGGAGCUACUGGUUAUGGUAGAUCUGAUAACCUCUCUCAGCAGACGAGCUUGGCUGGAUAUUCCCCACCGUCAAGGGGCGAUUCUGAUCAUAAUUCUUUGUGCAUUGAGAAGAGAGAACGCUCCGUUGGUUCAGAUAAGGAAAGGGCGAAUCCAAGAGCUGUCAACAAGUCCAAUAUUCACGAUGGAAUCAAUCCUGCAAGUCCGGUUAAUACAAUACGAAAUGCUUCUGUUCGUGGGCCUAGAUCGGGAUCAGGGCUACCUCCGAAACUGUCUCCAGGACCACCCUAUAACUCUCCAUCCCCAAGUGACUGGGAUAUCUCUGGCUGUACAAAUAAGCCUCCACCAAUGUCAGGGGUUACACAUCGGAAGCGUAUGACAUCAGAUCCGCCUUCGUCACCACCUGUCACUCAAUGGGCCAGUCAGAGACCGCAAAAGAUAUCCCGUACAGCAAGAAGGACGAGUUUAGUUCCCAUUGUUUCUAUUAAGGACGAAGCCUACUCAGAUACUAUAUCAGGUGCUGGUUGUAGUGAAACUGGGUUUGAAUUUUAUAAACGCUCGCCAGCUGCUUCUCCUCAGUUGAAACUAAAAGGUGAAAGCAGCUUCUCCAUAGCAACUUUUUCAGAAAAUGAAGAAUCUGGUCCCCCUGAGAUCAAGUCUAAAGACAAGGCGAAACAGUCUGAUGAGGUUGAUUGGAAAGAUGCACAGAAUAUUCCUAAAAUGUCUAUCCCUGCUUUACAGUCAAGAAAAGGUAACAAGCCUGCUUCUGGUGAAGAGAUUGGGGAUGGUGUGAGAAGGCAAGGAAGGACGGGCCGUGGCGGCUUUUCUUCCACAAGGUCUCUCAACCCAAUGGGAGUAGAGAAACUUAAGAACGUUGGAAAAGCGAAACAGCUUCGCAGUGCAAGAACUGUCUUGGGCAAGAGUGAAAGUAAGGUGGGUCGUCCACCCACUAGGAAACUAACUGAUCGCAAGGCUUACAAACGUCAGAGAGCAACGGCAGUAAAUGCUUCACCACUAGAUUUUCAUGAUGAUGGCCAUGAGGAGCUACAAGCAGCUGUUAACUCAGCUGUAAAUUUUGCUCAGAAUUUUCCCAACUCUUUCUGGAAGCAAAUGGACCGCUACUUUUGCUUUAUAUCCGACGAUCAUAUUAACUUCAUGAAGCACCAGGGAGAACUCUUCUCCAUGGGUCCUUCACCUGUGCUGACAUCCCCUGACUUUGAUAGCCGUGAUUUAUAUCCUGAGGAACUUGCAACCAGAAGUGUAGAUUCCAAGGCUUCUCCACUUUACCAUAGACUGCUGUCAGCUUUGAUUUCUGAGGACUCGAUGAGUAUAAAUGAAGAUCUACAAGUUGAUGGAUUUGGGGCCAUGCCUGGUCUCGAUGAUGACUCAGAAUUCAGUGUUGUGAAGAGUAAUGGAUUUAGAAACAAUGAAAGGCUUGAACAUGAUGAAUCAGAGGAUGAUGGGUCUGGAAUUCUGCUCAAUGGUUUUAUUAACUCGGACUACCACUGCAAUGGCAAAUUUUCAGAUCAUUCACCCAUUGACUUCUCAGACAUUCCGUAUGAUAAAUUGGGAAUAGAUGAAAAGAUUUAUCUGGAAGCUCAAUCUAUUGGAAUAUCCUUGGAAUCAAUGCCUAGCAUUUCAAAUAUGGAGGAUGAAGGAGUCGUUGAUGAAAUAAAAAAGUUGGAGGAGGCUAUCAGCAAGGAGGGUUCUAAGAAGAAAGAGAUGGUUGAUAGGCUAUUAAAGCCUGCCUUAGAGAUGAGAGAAAUCCAGGAGAAGGAGUUAGAUCAGCUUGGUUAUGAUAAACUCAUUGAGAUGGCAUAUGAAAAAAGCAAGGCAAGUCGGCGUCAUCACACCGUUGGUGGAAAGAACUCCACUAACAAGAUAUCAAAGCAGGCUGCAUCUGCUUUUGUUAAAAGGACGCUUGAACGAUGCAAUCAAUUCGAAGAGACGGGCAAAAGCUGCUUCAGUGAGCCUGAAGUUAAGGAUAUGUUCAUUGCCAGGUUGGCAACAGCGCAAGAUAAUCUUGUGGACAAGGAGGAUAAUCCGUCGACUUCAACACCCAUUGGCUCACAGCCAAGCUUGGCACGCAUUGGGCGGAACUUGGAGAACUAUGCCAACUGUUCUGAUGCUCGACCAUCUGAAAAUGCGUUACGAGAGCAAACGACAGGGAGAGAAGAUACAGUUUGGUCCAAUAGGGUCAAGAAAAGAGAGUUGCUGCUUGAUGAUGUUGGUAUUGGGACACAACUCUCAAGUAGUACAAAGGGAAAGAGAAGUGAGAGGGACAGAGAUGGGAAAGGGCAGGCUUCAUCUAGAACUGGGACCAAUAAGAUCGGCCGGCCUUCCCUGUCCAAUGCCAAUGGUGAAAGAAAACCGAAAGCAAAACCGAAGCAGGAGGCAAAUCAGAUAUCUUCAUCUGUUAGGGUCCUGGAGCAACCCAAAGCACCAUUACCUAACUCAAAUGAAGCAAACAGUGAGUAUGAUAAUCUGGGGGCAUUGGAGGAUACAGAGCCCAUUCUAGACUUUUCUCAGCUACAAAUACCAGAUGGCUUAGGAGGUCCAGAGUUUGAUGCGCAGCCAGGUGAUAUUAGCUCAUGGUUUAACAUGGACGAGGAAGAAGAUUUCGAUAUCUCGGAGCUUGGAGUGCCAAUGGAUGAUCUUGCAGGGCUGAAUAUAAAGUUUUGAGGUUACCUCUUACUCUCACUCCAUGAUCUAUAUCUGUAUAGUCUUGUUGGUUAUACUAGUUAACAACAAAAGAAAACCAUAAAGGUAAAGAAGAAAAGUUUUGCUUCCUUGAACAUUUGUUAGCUCCAGAAAAUUAGGUGAUAUAGAUUCCUACUUCUUUUUAGGGCUUCGUUUCCGUUUCUUAUAAUUCUGUUGUAGUGAUAUAUAUAUACAAAUUUAUAUAUAUGGAGGGUCUUCUUCUUCUUUGAUCUUUUUUUUUUUAUUUCUUUUUUUAAAGUUUUCGUAACCUCAGAACCAUUACCUUCUCUGUACAUACAUUUUGUGCUCCUUAAUAAAAUUCAGUUUCUCC